AUGCUCACGUCCAAACUCGAGCUCGACAAUUUCGACGCUAUACUAGAUGCGCUGGACCUGCACAAGGUCCUCGACAGAGAAGUUGCUCAGCUUUCAGGUGGCGAACUGCAGCGGUUCAUCAUUGCGCUCACUUGCGUGCAGCGCGCCGACGUGUACAUGUUUGAUGAGCCGACUUCUUAUCUCGAUAUCAAGCAGCGACUGAAAGCCUCCCGUAUGAUCCGUUCAUUGCUCAAUCCGACAUGCUACGUCAUCGUCGUCGAGCACGAUCUCGCUAUCCUCGACUACUUGUCCGAUUUUAUCUGCUGUCUGUACGGCAAACCGGGUGCUUAUGGCGUCGUCACGCUUCCUCAAGGCGUACGAGAAGGCAUCAAUAUCUUCCUCGAUGGCGAGAUACCGACAGAGAACUUACGAUUCAGAGACGAGAAGCUUACCUUCAAGAUCACCGAGACCGCAGACGAUAUCGUCAUCGAAAAGACCAGAGCGUAUUCGUACCCCAAAAUGACAAAGACUCUCGGCGAUUUCAAGCUGUCUAUCGAACCCGGCGAGUUCACAGAUUCGGAGAUCAUCGUCAUGUUGGGCGAGAACGGUACAGGCAAGACGACGUUUGUCAAGUUGCUGGGCAACAACCUAGAAGCAGACGAUGGCGUUCAAGUGCCCAAUCUCAACCAGUCUACCAAGCCACAGACACUCUCGCCUAAGAACGCAGGAACAGUACGACAUCUCUUCCUGAAGAAGAUCAGAGCGGCAAGCAUGACUCAGCAAUUCAUCUCCGAAGUCAUGAAGCCCAUGAACGUCGAUCCGCUCAUGGAUCAGGAGCUUCAAACCUUGUCCGGUGGUGAACUCCAGAGAGUCGCCAUCGUCCUCUGUCUUGGCCAGCUCAAGGCUGACAUCUUCCUUCUUGACGAGCCCUCGGCUCACCUCGAUGCAGAACAACGUAUCAUUGCCAGUCGCGUCAUCAAACGAUGGAUUUUAGCAUCCCAGAAGACCGCUUUCGUCGUCGAACACGACUUCAUGAUGAGUACCUACCUCGCCGAUCGCGUCAUCGUCUUUGACGGCCAGCCUGCGAUAAAGGCACGCGCGAAUACGUAA
Molecule: messenger RNA, 1089 nt
Organism: Mixia osmundae IAM 14324
Lineage: Eukaryota; Fungi; Basidiomycota; Mixiomycetes; Mixiales; Mixiaceae
Exons: 5
Coding region: 1-1089 (362 amino acids)
Biological process (GO): ribosomal subunit export from nucleus; translational termination; translational initiation
Molecular function (GO): iron ion binding; ATP hydrolysis activity; ATP binding
Source: RefSeq, a predicted model, not a curated record